UUCAGAAGGAAAUCACAGAAACUCAGCCAAAAAACCCUAGCACUGUAAGCCUACACCACCGCCGCAAGGAGUGGCAUACUGCCGCCGUCGGUCGCACUCAAAUUUUGCCGGCCGUCCGUCCGUCAAGUUAGCUUCCCUCGUGCUCCAAGUCUUCAACCCCUGUUCGCUGUCACCGAUCGCAGCUGCUUCCGCGAGCUCGGCGUCCGUCGUCUUUGUCUGCUCAGCCACGCUUCCGCCGCCGUUUGUUUGUCGUUCGCGUUCGCGUCCUAGUUCAGCCGUCGUCUUCGUUUGCGUUCUUCGCCGUUCACGUUUGCUCGGCGUUCACCGUUCGCGUUCCCACGCCGUUCACCGUUCGCGUUCCCUCGCCGUUCACCGUUCGAGUUCGCAUUCGCGUUUGUCAGGAAGCCACGUUGCUCUGCUUCAAACUCUGCGACCAACCCACGCGUCGAACUGCUCCCUUUUGUCGCCGUCGAAAUUCUGAGGUAUGUAAAAAUUAAGAAGGAAGACUAUUUCAACGUAUCAGCGAAAGCUUUCCUCUGGGUUCCUAAUUGAAAACCCUAACCCUCAUCACCAAUUGCGAAAAUCGUUCCUGCAAAAUGGCAAUUGCACGCACUGGAGUCUACGUGGAUGACUAUUUGGAGUAUGCUAGCACUUUGCCCGCUGAGCUUCAGAGGCUUCUCAAUACUGUGCGAGAACUUGAUGAACGAUCCCAAUCUAUGAUAAACCAGACUAGGCAGCAGACAAAGGUGUGUAUGGGGAUCUCAUCACAUGGCUCUAAGAAGGGUAACCAUGUCAGUGGCCAUCAUUAUAAUAACAAUCAUCAUGCAAAUGAGGAAGACGAGGCUGCGAUUGAGAAAUUACGAAAGGAAAUCGAGGCCAAUCAGGAUAAUGCAUUGAACCUAUGUACUGAGAAAGUUUUGUUGGCACGGCAAGCAUAUGACUUGAUAGAUAGUCAUGUCAAACGUCUUGAUGAGGAUUUAAACAACUUUGCUGAAGACCUCAAGCAAGAGGGGAAAAUACCACCGGAUGAACCAGCAAUUCUUCCCCCAUUGCCUAUAGUCCCUAAACCUGAAAAACGCAAGCCUUUAUAUGUAACACCACAGUCAAAGAGGCUUGAUUACAGGGAUAGAGACUGGGAUCGGGAGCAUGAUAGAGACUUUGAGCUAAUGCCUCCACCAGGUAGCCAUAAGAAGGAGUAUGUAACUCCUAUGGAGAUGGAUACACCUAUUGAUCCAAAUGAGCCAACAUACUGUGUUUGUCAUCAGGUGUCUUUUGGUGACAUGAUUGCUUGUGACAACGAAAAUUGCCAAGGAGGAGAAUGGUUCCACUAUUCAUGUGUCGGCUUAACUCAAGAGACAAGGUUCAAGGGUAAAUGGUAUUGUCCAACCUGCAGAUUACUACCACAAUGCCAAUGAUAAAAGUUUGCUCUUAUCAAACUGCAUUCUUAAAUAGUCAAUUGAUUCUUCAAUGAAUCUCCACUUCAUGAAUGCAUAAUUCUUUUAAGAUAUGUUGUGAUUAAUGGGGUUAGUGUUUGUUGCUAAUCCCCUUAAACCCAUAUUAACCCUCUUCCCCCAUCCUACUCAGACACGUGGGGUUUGAAUUAUAUUUGUCUUCUAGUAUAUUGCUUGGCCAUUUUAUUUUAGGCAGAGUCCAACUUGUCUCUGUCAUGCUAUGUAGUAUUAUUGUAUUGUAUAAAAGUCCUCUAGAACUUGGGAUACGUGAGUGAUUCUUUCUAGAUUUGAAUUUUGGGGUAUGUGAAAUGCUGAAAUAUAGUCCUGAAUAACUGUUACAAGAUAUAUAAAUAUGGGGCAAAAUUCAAUUUUUUGCA
Molecule: messenger RNA, 1828 nt
Organism: Arachis stenosperma
Lineage: Eukaryota; Viridiplantae; Streptophyta; Magnoliopsida; Fabales; Fabaceae
Product: PHD finger protein ING2
Exons: 9
Coding region: 597-1415 (272 amino acids)
Cellular component (GO): nucleus
Source: RefSeq, a predicted model, not a curated record